GAUUGGGAGGUGUCGAAUACCCUAAUUUAGAAUGGGGGUGUUCCUCCCUCUUUUUUUUUUGCUUUUCUCUCUUUUUUCUCUUUCUUUUUUUUUCGUUUUUUAUACAUAAAAACUCCCUUUUUUAUUUAAUAUGAAUAUUACCGACCAUUAUUCUUUUGACAACAACAAUAAUAGCAAUGAACGCCGACCUUCUUUAAUCGAUCCAACGUCGAGCAGAACACUUUACCCGAUUUCUUCAUUUCGACAUCAUCCAUACCAAUUGGAUAACAGCACACAUUCGAGUCCUUCUAAUUCGCGUAGAGGUUCUCUUACGGAUCCUGCACUCCAUGUGUCCUUUCGACCCACCACCUCACAUUUAUCAUUUAAUUCACCUCCUUCCUCUCCUUCCUCCCGAAGAUCAUCCAUGGUUACAACCCCAGAAGGUGCCGGCGGAGUCAAUACGCCUGUGCCUGUGAUUAACCCAGCGUCGCCAUGGAGACGGGAAUCAUUACCGUCCAUCACCCACCUAACCAGCAAACCAUCCGACUAUCAGUUCAAACAUGUUAGAAUACAGGACAACCCUAGACGUCAUUCUAUUGCUGCUACGCCUAGGAAAUCUAGACAAAAUUCGCUAUCUUGUACACCUUAUGAGGAAGAAGAAGAUGAGGAAGAGGAAGAUGAUCGCCGUAUGAUGAGAAGAGGCAGUGAACAAACACCUUAUUCUCGCUCACCGGAGUUACGAGUGAGUCAUAAAUUGGCUGAACGUAAAAGAAGAAAGGAAAUGAAGGAUUUAUUUGAUGAUUUAAGAGAUUUACUACCUGUCGACAAAGGAUUAAAGACAAGCAAAUGGGAGAUCUUGAGUAAAACACUGGAGUAUAUUCGAAUCUUGCAUGAAAGAGAAGGCUUAAUGGAAAGAGAAAAAGCUGACUUGUUGAAUGAAUUAAAUUGCUUGAAGCGAUAAUCUGUUGCUUUCCCUUACCAACCCCACCUCUCCCCUUUUUUUUUCAUCCCCUCCUAAUUAAUAAUAAAAAAAUUCUAUUUUAACUGCCACGUGUCGCAAACUUUAAAUGCCGAAAAUAUAUAAAAAGAAUUUGUUGUGUGUGUGUGUG
Mucor mucedo is the source of this 1088-nucleotide messenger RNA. RefSeq lists its product as uncharacterized. NCBI's taxonomy places the organism in Eukaryota, Fungi, Mucoromycota, Mucoromycetes, Mucorales, Mucoraceae. Gene Ontology annotation, cellular component: RNA polymerase II transcription regulator complex. Gene Ontology annotation, biological process: positive regulation of transcription by RNA polymerase II. The transcript is spliced from 2 exons. Gene Ontology annotation, molecular function: DNA-binding transcription factor activity; protein dimerization activity. The coding region runs from base 131 to 940 and encodes 269 amino acids. The record is from RefSeq and is a predicted model, not a curated record.